Solanum lycopersicum (tomato) is the source of this 674-nucleotide messenger RNA. Its product is annotated as 14 kDa proline-rich protein DC2.15. NCBI's taxonomy places the organism in Eukaryota, Viridiplantae, Streptophyta, Magnoliopsida, Solanales, Solanaceae. The record is from RefSeq and is a predicted model, not a curated record.
UAAAAACCCAACCAUCGUUUUAAUUCUUCAUCAUCAUCUCUUUAGCUAAUCACAAAGUCUUUUAAGAGUCUAAUUAAGAUCAUGGCUAAAUCACUUGCCUUAUUUCUUCUAUUCAAUAUCCUUUUCUUCACUGUGGUGAGUGCAUGCAACACUUGCCAUAAGCCAAAACCAAAACCAAAGCCAAAGCCAACGCCGAAGCCAUGCCCCCCUCCUCCUUAUUCAAAAGAAGGCAAAUGCCCAAAAGAUACUUUGAAAUUAGGUGUUUGUGCUAAUGUGCUUAGUGGUUUGUUAAAUGUAACACUUGGAACUCCACCUGUAAAACCAUGUUGUAGUCUUAUUGGAAAUCUUGUGGAUUUGGAAGCUGCUGCUUGUCUUUGCACUGCACUUAAGGCUAAUGUUUUGGGGAUUAACCUUAAUAUCCCUAUUUCACUUAGCUUACUUCUUAAUGUUUGUAGCAAGGAUGUUCCAAAGGGAUUCAUUUGUGCUUAAAUGCCUUUUGUGUUUUUGAUAUUCAUUUGUUUAGUCAUUUAUUCUGAUGUUCUAUUUGUUUAUAUAUGCACUAAACAUCUUGUUAGGUGCAAGGUUGUGAUUUGUUUUGGAUUGCUCAUUGUUGGAAUGACACCUCUUCAUGUGCCCUUUCGAAAUAAAUAAUAUAUUUCUCAGUAUCAUUUUAU